This is a messenger RNA of Staurois parvus, 1515 nucleotides long. Lineage: Eukaryota; Metazoa; Chordata; Amphibia; Anura; Ranidae. The record is from the annotation of a GenBank genome assembly.
UUUGCAGAUGACAACGAAUGCCAAAAUGCCACCUACAUCUGCGGAGAUCAUGCCAACUGCACAAACACCAAUGGAAGCUAUUACUGCAUGUGCGCCCCUGGCUAUGUUUCAAGCGGCCUCCAGAGAUUUAUGACCAACGACGGGACGUAUUGCCAUGAUAUAGAUGAAUGCCGUGAAAACAAGUGUGGAGACAACGCGCUGUGUGAAAAUACUGCCGGAGGGUUCAACUGCUCGUGCCUUGAAGGUUAUCAGUCGUCCUCAGGAAGCCUGUACUUUCAGCCAGACGACGGGACUUACUGUCAAGAAAACAUAAAGAUUAAAUGCCAUUUGGAUUAUAGCUGUGUAUCAGCAAACAUUAAUCAGACAAUUAUCAAGGUCAACACUAUCAAAGAACCAUUUGCUAUUCUUAAAGAAAUUCAGAAGAGCACGAUGAAAGAUAUUCUACCUGUUGAUAUAAUUGCCUAUGUUGAAGUACUUGCAGCCUCCUCUCCACAACUGUCCACAUUAAAUAAGACAGCGCUGAACCCAGAAACCUUGACAAAUGCCACUCUUACGACUUUUGUUAACACCGUGAACAACUUUGUUGAAAAGGAUAAAAUUACAGUUUGGAAAAAGCUGAAAGACGAGGACCGGAGAAAAAGUAUCACAAAACUCCUACACACCACAGAACAAUUGGCUCUGGAUAUGUCACAGAAUUUCAAGAAAACAACGCAACUGGAUGUUGAUGCCAGCGAUAUGGCUCUCAAACUGUUUACCUUUGACUCUAACCACAUGAAACACAUUCACCCGCACGCCUUUAUGGAGGGAGAUUACAUCAAGAUUUCUCCAAAGAAAAAGGAAACUUCACCGCCUAAUGGCACAGUGAGCAUUGUAUUUCUCCGAUAUGACAGCAUUGGUGCACUCUUUGCAGCUCCAGAAAACCACGCUCUGGCAGAAGAUAAUAAUUCAAUGGAGUUUGGUAACCUGGUAAACUCACCGAUUAUUGCGGCAGCAAUCAAUUCCAACCCUCCUACACUCUACCAACUAGAAAAAGUCACAUUCACGCUUAGACAUUUAGAGGUAAGUGAACCUGAAACCGCAAAAUGUGCAUUUUGGAAAUACAGUGUAGAAACUCUUCAGGGGGAAUGGUCUACUGAAGGCUGUGACGUGGACAAUGCCAAUGUUAGCCACACAUCAUGCAAGUGUAACCAUCUCACUCAUUUUGCUAUACUGAUGACAUCAUCCAGUCAUAACCAGGUGUCCAUUUAUCACAGCGUCCUGACCAGGAUCACUCAGCUGGGGAUCAUCAUCUCCCUGAUCUGUCUCUCCUUGUGCAUCUUUACAUUCUUCUUCUUUAGUGAAAUCCAAAGCACCAGGACGACCAUUCAUAAAAAUCUCUGCUGUGCUUUAUUCCUAGCUGAGCUGCUUUUCCUCAUCGGUAUCAAUAUGACCAAAAAUCAGGUGCGUACUCUUUUUGAAAGUUCAAUAAAGCCAAAAUCACAUGGUGAGAAAAAGGUACAAUCUAGUCGAAAUUGA